This is a messenger RNA of Mugil cephalus (flathead mullet), 4328 nucleotides long. It is a transcript of the gene fli1, whose product is annotated as Fli-1 proto-oncogene, ETS transcription factor. Bases 261 to 1661 code for a protein of 466 amino acids. The record is from RefSeq and is a predicted model, not a curated record. The transcript is spliced from 10 exons. Gene Ontology annotation, cellular component: nucleus. NCBI's taxonomy places the organism in Eukaryota, Metazoa, Chordata, Actinopteri, Mugiliformes, Mugilidae. Gene Ontology annotation, molecular function: DNA-binding transcription factor activity, RNA polymerase II-specific; sequence-specific DNA binding. Gene Ontology annotation, biological process: cell differentiation; regulation of transcription by RNA polymerase II.
UUCCCAUCUCACUAACAUUUCCAUUCAUACACCAGGCGCUCAUUUUUUCGCCCCUUUCAAAAAUAACUCACUGUCAUCAUCUUUCGGAAAACGGCUUUGCCCGGACGGGACUAAUUAUUAAAAAUUGAGGAAGGAGUGAUUAGCCAGAAUCGAAAAAAAAAAAAAAAAAAAAAUCCAAAUAUCGAUCCAGCGACCUGCGCAGCAGAAACGACAGGGCCCAUUGGACGCUGAUCACCCUUGGGCCUGUCUGUCAAGUAGACAUGUUUCAAACUGUCCCUGACACGUCGUCUUACGUAAAGGUAAGACACCACCGUCUCUUGGAUCAGGAGGCGCUAUCAGUGGUGAGUGAAGACCAGUCCCUAUUUGAGCCUCCGUACGCUGCUGCUGCCCCUCUCCCCAAAACAGACAUGACUGCAUCUGGCACACAGGACUACGGCCAGACCCACAAAAUCAACCCCUUGCCCCCACAGCAGGAGUGGAUCAACCAGCCAGUGCGGGUCAAUGUCAAGAGAGAAUAUGAGCACAUGAACGGAUCCAGGGAGUCUCCAGUGGACUGCAGUGUGGGUAAAUGCAAUAAGCUGGUGGGGGGUAACGACACAUCUCAGAUGACCUAUGGAAACUACAUGGACGAGAAGAACGCUCCUCCCCCCAACAUGACCACCAAUGAGCGGAGAGUCAUUGUACCUGCAGACCCGUCGCUGUGGUCCCAGGACCAUGUGCGCCAGUGGCUUGAGUGGGCCAUCAAGGAGUACAGCCUGUUAGACAUUGACACGGCGAUGUUUCAAAACACAGACGGCAAAGAGCUGUGCAAGAUGAGCAAGGACGACUUCCUGCGGCUCACCACCAUGUACAAUGCAGAAGUGCUUCUCUCUCAUCUCAAUUACCUCAGGGAAAGUAGCUCAUCAUUAUCCUACAAUACACCAUCUCACACAGACCAAUCCCCGCGCCUGGCUGCCAAAGAGGACCCUUCAUAUGAUGCUGUUCGGCGGACAGGAUGGUCCAACAACAUGCACAGCGGCAAAGGCUCACCAGUGGUUACCCAGAAUGUGACCAAGUCCACUGAGCAGCCCAGAGCUCAGCCAGAUCCUUACCAGAUUCUGGGUCCCACCAGUAGUCGCUUAGCUAACCCAGGAUCGGGUCAGAUCCAACUUUGGCAGUUCCUCCUGGAGCUCUUGUCCGACAGUGCCAACGCAGGCUGCAUCACCUGGGAGGGCACUAAUGGCGAGUUCAAGAUGACAGAUCCAGAUGAGGUGGCGCGGCGCUGGGGCGAGCGUAAGAGCAAGCCCAACAUGAACUACGACAAGCUGAGCCGUGCGCUGCGCUACUACUAUGACAAAAAUAUCAUGACCAAGGUGCACGGCAAGCGCUACGCCUACAAGUUCGACUUCCAUGGCAUCGCUCAGGCGCUACAGCCGCACCCCACUGAGUCCUCUAUGUAUAAAUACCCCUCGGACCUAGCCUAUGUGCCUUCCUACCACGCCCACCAGCAGAAGGUCAACUUUGUGUCCCCGCACCCUCCAUCCAUGCCAGUCACCUCCUCCAACUUCUUUGGACCCACAGCUCAGUACUGGAGCUCGCCUACUGCAGGCAUCUACCCCAACCCAAACGUCCCCCGCCAUCCUAACACUCACGUGCCAUCCCACCUCGGCAGUUAUUAUUAAAACCAACCAUUUCUGACCAUCCACGCUCGAAAGUGCCCCUUUUCCGAACAAACGAAGUCCACAGUUUUUUGCCUGCACUCAGAUGAUGCCAAACCAAUGAAGACUGAACUGACAGAGGUGCUUUGUUCUCUGAAGAAAUUCUGCUCCUGAAUGAAGGAUGAUUAAAUUGAAGGAUUUUGUUUUUUCUUUUUGUAAAAUUAUAUAAACAACUGGAUGCUACGGUCCAAAAUGGAAUACUACUUACCUUUACAAUACUAGUGACUGUUUGUUAAUGUUUUACAGACAUGUGUCUGAGUUUCCUGUGCCUCUCCUUCCCACCCUCCUGAAAGCUGCACCUGCAAGAAAGUAGGUGUCCUGUCUGAAACCUUGCCAGACCAAAGCCUGAAGACAGGAGAUGAACCCAAGCCUGUCUUUCUCCUUGCCCUGCUACAGUACCAGACAUGGGCCUAUUAGUUAUGGGUCUCAAACUACAUCCUUCUCAGUACAUUCUGUACAUUUUUGCUUUAAAGCAUCUGUCUUUUCUGCUCACCUACAGCCUCACUCUCACUGUCUCUGUCUGCUUGUCUGUUCAUCUGCAUCCUUUGAUGUGCGUGUGUGGAGAGUCUUCUUAAAUUCGCUGGACAAAGGGGAGCUCUCGGUGAGAUGGACUUUUCUCAGCACUGAAUGAAAUUUGGCAACUGGAAUAUGCCAUUCAAUAUGCCAUUUAAUUUAUCCUCCAAACUGGAAGGCUAGAGAAGAGGUAAAUGCCGGAGAAGGAAGCGCUGUAUGUUUUGCUGACCUGGGUCAACUCAAGAUGCUUAAAAUGUUUUUGCUGUGUGUUGCCUGCGGGGUUCAAGAUGGCCGAUGCGUACAGUCGACUGAGUCGGGGAGGCUUAUUCAAGCUAUAAUCGCAGCAAUUUGCUACAAUAACUCUACCCAGGUCAGGCUGUUGUUCAGUGGGCCACACACUAGGCUAUUAAAUGUCUGCCAUGUUGCUGCCUUUCAACCACGCCAUUUCCAGAUGUUUUGUUGCUCGACCAUGUCAGUAUUAAUGUGAAUGUCUUCUGGUUUGUGAAACAAGCGUAAAAAAAAAAAAAAAAAAAGAGACACCCUUUAGUGAAAUCAAAAGUUGUCAGAUAUGUUCAUCUAAAACAUGGAAGUGCCUUUUGGCAGAUGUGAUCCCGUGUAGAUAUUGUCUACUGUCGUUUAGUGGGUGGGUGAGUAGCCAUCGAGUUUUAAUAUGUGCUGUAAUAAGAAUUAAAAGCCCUAACUCACACAGACUUAGUGCCAUGCCUUAACUGCUGAUUUACACCAUAUCAUUUCUAUUAAUUAAAGAUGAGACGGCACUACAUCUUAAAAUACAUGCGAUAAAUUAUGCCACCAAAAAUCUGGCAAUUUUUGAUUUUGCACUCUGACAAUAACGGCUGCCACGGUGUCUCUUUCCUCUUUGUAGGCCAGUCCAGACCGUUUAGGUCAGCACAGAGAAGUGGCUUAACAGUAAGUCAAGUUGCAUUUUUUUUUUAAAUCAGGGCUGGAUCCUAGUUUGAGAGCAGCAUGUGUGUUUGAAUGUUAGUUUCUCACUGAUCUUAAAGCCCGACAAAAUGCACAUGAAUCUCAAGUCAGGAUUUCAUCAUCACCAUGUAACAGUAUGUCAAAAACAUAUCCAUCUUCAGGUGUUCAAAGCUGUUAAUAUCAAAAGUAUUCCUAACUGAAAAUGGACACUUGAAAAUGAAUUACUUGGGGCUAAGUAGUUUACCAGAGAACAAAAUCAAUAAAGUAUGUCGAGAUGAAACAAAGAAAUCCUCAGAUUCGCAAGCGCUGUGCGUUUGUCAGACCUAUUUUUUAUUAUUUUAUAAGCAUCAGUCAACUAGGCAUUAAAGCAACUUACUGUAUAAAUUAUGCAGAGUUAUUUUCAUAUGUGACACAGUAUAAAAAGUCAAGAGAAUUAAUACGAGUUGACCUCGGUCAAAAAUGCAAACCUUUUGAGUCCAUUUCUGCUAAGUAGUUUGUUGAGCAUUUGAAGCGUUUUUAUAUCUGUACAUUUGGGCAAUACAUUUUAACUUUUUUUUUUCUUGUUAUUGUUAUUAUUUCUGAAAUUCGGUUGUAACAUGCUAAGUGCCUCUAAGUGUAAAGGAUAUUUUCUUGUAUUCCCGAAACCACCCGUGCCUGCUUUAAUCCAAUAACCAGGGAUCUCUUUACUCUAUAUGCAACAUGUGAUAGCGAUGGAUCGUUUCCAUCCGUGUCAAUCACUUUUCAUGCCAAAUUUCCCUGGAAUUGUUUGCUUUUCCUGUGCAUUAAAGAUUUUUUUUUUCAGGUAUUUUAUGCAGAAUGAUACCAACAGUAUUAAUAUCCACAAACAGCUUCUAUUGAAGAUUUAUAGCUUUAAAAGAACAAAUUAAAAGGGAACAUUUAAUUUGUAGCAUAAAGAAAUGAUUAUAAUGUACCCUUAAUGUUCAUGUUUCACAAGCAUCAAUGGAAAGGGCUCUGUGCUACUUCAUAUAUGCAAUGUAUUUUGGAUAUCAAAUAUAUAAAUAUAUAAAUAUAUAUAUAUGUCUGUGUAUAAUUUUACAAUUAACCAGUGUAUUAUUAUUAUUAUUGUUGUCAAUCCUGCAAUGUAUGAAGUAAUACCUUUUGAAAAAGGGCUUUUGUAUAGGAAAAUGUGACAAAAUAAAUGUUUUUACCUCUCAA